Molecule: messenger RNA, 2886 nt
Organism: Closterium sp. NIES-67
Lineage: Eukaryota; Viridiplantae; Streptophyta; Zygnematophyceae; Desmidiales; Closteriaceae
Source: the annotation of a GenBank genome assembly
ACUGGAAUUAUGGCACGUUUCCCGUGCUAUGCGCAGUCAAAGCUGCGUAGUUACUCGGAAGCUGACCUGUCGUUAGGGUUAAUUCGCUAGCUGUCAUCGAUGGCUCCCAUCCUCCUGACGCGAACAUCAACUUAGUGGUAAGCUACGCUUACUCACGUAUCGUGCCGCUACUACUAGAUGAUUGCAGUCACAGCGAGAUAUUGUAAUGCUAUCGCCGGGAGCUUAUUCGGGAAGGCGUUCGCGUUGAACGCAACAUAUGACACUGACUCACAAUAGCUACGCAACGCCGUAUACCACGGACCUGCUACUAACGCAACGCAGUGUACCACGGACCUGCUAACGCACCAUAUGACACUGACUCACAAUAUAUGAUGUAUUAACGGGUCUGAUCUAGCAUCCGAAUCGAACAGGACCACGCUGUACCCGCCCAAAGAGUAUUUGAACCGAGGAGAAAGGUCGGAGUUAGGGGCAUAUCGUAAGUAGGGAAAGGGACAGCAGCGGCAGCAGCAGCAGCAGCGACAGGGGGAAGAGGAAGCGCUAUCGGCCGCUCCGUCUACUUCUGACCCUUGAACGGAAUAGAUCAGCAAACGACAAGAGAAAGCACGAUGCUGACUCAGCUGCCACGUCAGCAUGUAGAGAGCUGCCGCGGUGGAGACGGUUCUAGAAAAGCUCCGUCUUCUACAGGUCGCCCGAUUCUCCAUCGGCGUUGGAGUCCGUUUACGUUUCCGUCACGACCCCUCAGUCACCGUCAAAGUCCGUUAACUUUUCCGUCAAGUGCCAUCGUUCUCCUGUCACUCUUGCUUCUCCACGACCUCUCUCCCCGUGCCUACCGCCAACCCUGCCGCUCUUUCUUCGUCGCCGCCGCCUCACAAGCCAGCGAAAAUAACGACGGACCGGUGGUAACAUUUUCGCUAGCAUUUUCGCAAUCAUUGUCACGCGUCACAGUUACGGGGGAACGACCUAGCCGGAUCGGAACUAGCGGCGAGGCGGAUGGGGGAAAUACCGAGACAUCUCGAAUCACAGUUGCGGGAGCCUGGCCGGCGGACUCGGGGCAGGCGCAUAUUAGUCCGCCGCCUGGGGGAAAAAUGCCAGGCGCGGGGGUCACCCCCCCUGCGCGGAAGACUCCGCUUACGCCGACGAGUCCCUUCGCGCGGAAGAGUCCGCCUGCGGCGGGGAAAACAGUUCCCACUCCCGCGAGAGACGCAAGGGCGGCAACGGGCGGAAAGUCGGCGCGACAAGGCUCCGCCCCGAAUAAGACAAGGGAUGGCGACGCAGCAGCAGCUAACUCGAAGCGCGCCGCCGCCGGCGCGAGAAGGCGGUCGCCGCCGGAUGCUGCUAGGAGAGCUUCGAGUCCAAGUCCUUCGAGUAACGGCCUGAGACCUCCGAGCAAUAGGAGUCUAGUUUUGAGGCCUAAGACUAACGGCCUAAGACCUCCGAGCAGCAGUGGCCCGAGCAGUCGAAGGAACAGCAGCGGCCCAAGCAGUAGGAGGAACGGCGCCGUGUCUGGGAGCCCUGGUGCUAGUAGGAGCAGCAGCGGCCUAAGACCUUCAAACAGCAGCGGCCCGAGGAGCCAGAGGAGCAGCAGCCCUUCUGGGAGCGCCGGUGCUAGUAGGAGCAGCGGGGGCUCGAGACGUUCUAACGGCGGCAGCGGCUCGAGCAAGGAUAGGACGGGCAGACGCACCGCGACGGGGGCUCGACCCGUGCCGCGCGUGGUUCCGCCGCCCAUUCAGUUCGUGCGGCUGACGACAGCAAACAACGCGACGUGCCUGGACGGCAGCCCCCCGGCAUACUACUACCGGCCGGGAUACGGGAUCGGAACGAACAGAUGGCUGAUCUACCUUAUGGGCGGUCGCUGGUGUCUGUCCCCCAGCCAGUGCCGCCUGAGAGCGGAUUCAGAGCUGGGGUCAACCAAGUACUGGCCCAAACCGGGGGAUCCGGGCUUCGAAAAUACAAUUGCUAAUAUGGGAGCUGGGUUCCAGGGGAUGCUGAGCGGCGACUCUACCGAAAAUCCGCUAUUCUACUCGUGGAACACUGUGGUUGUGCUGUACUGCGACGGGGGCGUGUUCGCUGGCGUGAAAGGGAAAGCAUUUUACGACCACACGGACCCGUACUACCUCUCUGGUCGACCGAUAUUGAAUGCAGUAUUGGGAGAUCUCAACUCCAAGGGUAUGAAGCAGGCGGAUUCUGUACUCCUUACAGGCUGCUCCGCUGGCGCUAUAGCGGUGUCCAUGGCAUGCGAUGCCAUGGCGCAGUUCCACUUCCCUCGCACGGCCAAAGUCAAAUGCCUCAUGGACGCUGGCUUCUUCAUGGACACCCCAGACAUCAGCAAGCAGUGGAGCUUUAGGGGCAUUGUGCAGCGCAUGUUCCGAUUCCACUCCAUGACUGCUGCUGCAGACGAUGACUGUCGCACCGCUUUCUGGGGAAGCAAGGAGUUGUGGCGCUGCUUCUUCCCACAGUACAACCUCCAAUAUGUAUCGACACCCAUGUUCAUUGUGCAAAGCACUUAUGAUAAAGUUGGAGCGGGUAUUUCAUUCUCCCCGCCUCGACUCCCAGACAAGAAUACACUCGACAGGUGCAUGACUCCCGGGCUCAAUAGUGUCUGCUCCGCUCCUGUGCUACAUGCCUUGGAGCAAUAUCGGCAUACGCUACGUACAGCGAUAAACGUCGUGGUUGCAUCGGCUAAAGCAGCUCAUAGGAGCAAGUCUGCUUUUAUUGUGACGGAUGAUGUACAUUGCAUGGCCGCAUAUCCGGAUUGGAAUAAACGGGUGGGGCGGAAUGGGAUGACCCUAGCUAUGGCUAUAAAACGCUGGUGGACAUUGCCGUAGCACCUAAUGUAAUGUACUAAUGCUGAUUGUAACUUAUAUUGUAUUCAUUACUGAUCAACAG